Messenger RNA from Endocarpon pusillum Z07020, 2058 nucleotides. RefSeq lists its product as uncharacterized. Gene Ontology annotation, molecular function: molybdopterin molybdotransferase activity. Gene Ontology annotation, cellular component: cytoplasm; cytosol. Gene Ontology annotation, biological process: molybdenum incorporation into molybdenum-molybdopterin complex; Mo-molybdopterin cofactor biosynthetic process. Bases 1 to 2058 code for a protein of 685 amino acids. The transcript has 4 exons. Lineage: Eukaryota; Fungi; Ascomycota; Eurotiomycetes; Verrucariales; Verrucariaceae. The record is from RefSeq and is a predicted model, not a curated record.
AUGCAGUCAAAUGCCAGUCCACUCAGACCAGCCAUACUCAUCAUCUCGGAAACGGCAUUCAAGGACCCAGCCACUGAUAAAGCUGGGAAUAUCCUUCGCGAAACACUAAAGGCAGAAGGAAGUGACAAAUGGACAGAGCCCUGGAUUGAGAUUGUCCCAGAUGACGCCACGAGGAUACAAAAUGCAGUCCGCAAAUGGACCGACGAUGAGCACAACAAUGCCAACAUGAUAAUAACAACUGGAGGGACGGGUUUUGCUGUCAAAGACAUCACCCCAGAGGCUAUUGCACCGCUUAUUCACCGUCCGGCUCCUGGCUUGAUACACGCCAUGCUGGCAGCAUCUCUGGAGAUUACACCAUUUGGCGCAAUGUCGAGACCAGUGGCUGGUGUAAGAGGUAAAGCCUUGAUAUUGACACUGCCAGGAUCGCCUAAAGGGGCAAAAGAGAAUCUGCAAGCUGUUCUGAAGAUGUUGCCACAUGCUUGCCUACAAGCAGCAGGUGCAGACUCACGGACCAUGCAUACUGGAGGUGUCAAGAAGCUGGAAGAGGACGCUGGGGUAUCUACUAGGAGCGAGAACGUUUCCAUAGCUCUUCCACAUCACCAUCAUGAUCAUCACCACGGCCAUGGCCAUAAGAUCCCACAAGCUCACACUAAGCCUGAGGACAGACCUCCAAGGUCUAAUGAUCCGACUCUCGGGGCCAGCCAGCGGCAUCGGUCCUCACCCUACCCUAUGUUGUCAGUCUCGGAAGCUGUGUCUGUAAUCCUGGAGCGUGCUCCAGCGGCAGUCACUACAAGUCUACCUUUGUCGCCAGCUCCAGCCAAUCAUGUCAUAGCAUCUGACAUUCAUGCCCUUGAAGCCGUUCCAGCCUACCGAGCUUCGAUUGUGGAUGGCUACGCUGUCAUGGUACCAGACAAGGCCUCGCAGAAGCACGUUGGCAUCAAAGGAACUUUCCCAGUAGCAGCGGUGUCCCACGCUCAAGCCUCCAGUAUGCCUCCUCCACUGGUUGAGGGCACAAUCGCUCGCAUCACGACAGGAGCACCACUACCAGCAAACGCCAACGCUGUGGUAAUGGUCGAAGACACCGCCGUCGUCAGCACCACCGCCAAUGGGUUUGAGGAAGCCACCGUCGAAAUCCUGACGGAUGCUGUUGAAGCUGGGGAGAAUGUUCGGGAGCCAGGCUCAGAUAUUCAACUCAACUCCCUAAUUCUACCAAAAGGCACAUUCAUUACCAGCCUCGGCGGCGAAAUCGGCGUCCUAGCUGCAGCAGGGAUUCGUACCGUUCCCGUCUUCACCAAACCCCGUAUCGGCGUCCUAAGCACAGGCGACGAAGUAACCGAUAUCUCGGACCCCAUCCCCCUCUCCGGCGGGCAAAUCCGCGACUCGAACCGACCAUCUCUCCUCUCCCUCCUUCAAGGCUGGAACCUCUGCUCCGCCGUCAUCGACCUCGGCAUCGCCAGAGAUACACCUCCUGGAUCCCUCGAAACAGUACUCCGCUCCGGCCUUGCAAACCAUAAUCUUGACAUCAUCGUCACGACGGGAGGCGUCUCUAUGGGCGAGCUCGACCUCCUGAAACCAACUAUCGAGCGCAGCAUGGGUGGCACGAUCCACUUUGGCCGAGUGAGCAUGAAGCCUGGUAAACCUACCACGUUUGCCAGCGUGCCCAUCAAAGACACAGUCUCAGGAGACAGGAGGGAGAAGUUGAUCUUUGGGUUGCCAGGCAAUCCGGCUAGCGCGGUUGUGACGGCGAAUCUGUUUGUGUUGCCGGCGUUGCAGAAGAUGGUCGGGCUUGGGGGAAAGAGGGGCCUGGAGAGGGUUAUGGUGAGGUUGGAGGGAAGGGUGAAAUGUGAUAAGGCGAGGGUGGAGUAUCAUCGGGUGGUAGUUAGCUGUGGGAGAGACGGAGGGCUGUUGGCUGCGAGUACGGGUAUGCAGAGGAGUUCUCGGGUGGGGAGUCUGGCGUCUGCGAAUGCGUUAUUGGUGUUGCCGCAGAGGGAGGGCUGGUUGGAAAAGGGUGAGAUGUGUGAGGCGUUGAUGAUGGGUCCGGUGAUUGGAUUUGGAUAG